CUGCCUCUGCAGCCUUUCUCGCCACUGCUCAAUCACAUUCGUGUCGACUGCCCAGAGUCCACGAACAUAACCUUUCCAGAUCUCUACAACACAAGGAUAUAGGAUACACCACUAUUUAGAAAACAAGAGAAAGGGUCUCCUUGUUGAAACAUGUCCCUCUACAGUUUUGGAUUGGAGCCUCUGUCCUGUCAUGCAUGGAACAAAGACCGGACACAAAUUGCUGUUAGCCCCAACAACAAUGUUGUGCAUAUUUACCAAAGUCAAGGAAGAGAGUGGAUUAAGAUUCAUGAACUGACAGAACACAGUGGGCGAAUUACAGGGAUUGAUUGGGCGCCAGAGUCCAACCGUAUUGUGACGUGUGCCUCAGAUAGGAAUGCCUAUGUAUGGACGCUUAAGGACGGAGUUUGGAAGCCAACGUUGGUGCUGGUGCGCAUCAACAGAGCUGCCACAUGUGUCAAGUGGUCACCUCUUGAGAACAAGUUUGCUCUUGGAAGUGGGGCCAAACUUAUUUCAGUGUGCUACUUUGAAAAAGAAAAUGACUGGUGGCUGAGCAAGCAUAUAAAAAAACCCAUUAACUCGACAGUUCUCAGUCUAGACUGGCAUCCCAACAACAUGCUGCUGGCAGCCGGCUCUGCCGAUCUCCACUGCAGAAUAUUUUCUGCAUAUAUUAAGGAUAUUGAGGACAGACCCGGACCCACACCCUGGGGAUCCAAAAUGCCCUUUGGAGAAGUGCUGAUGGAGCAUAAAGAAUGUGGUGGCUGGGUGCACAGUGUCAGUUUCUCUCCAUCCGGUGACACUCUAGCCUGGGUUAGCCACAACAGCGCCAUCGGUGUAGCGGAUGCCACUCAGGGAAAGGAGGUUACUCAGUUGACAACAGGACAUCUUCCUUUGCUGAGUGUGCUGUAUGUCAGUGAGACUGUGAUUGUUGCUGCGGGCCACGACUGUUGCCCUUAUCAGUUCUCAUACAAGGGUCUUGGAUGCUUGGAGUUUGUGAAGAAGGUAGACAUUCCCAAGCAGACUUCCAAAGGCAACAUGUCUGCUAUGCAGCAUUUCCGUAAUCUGGACAAAAAAGCUACUACUGAGGAGGAAGACACUGGGCCGGGCAGUCUACACCAGAACAGUAUCACCCAGCUAUGCAGUCUGGAAGGAGGUAAGGAGAAAGUGGAAAAAUUCAGCAGCGUUUCCUUAGAUGGGGCCAUGGUUGUCUGGGAUUUCAAGCACUGAAACACCAAACAAUUUGAGGAUAGUGGAAAACAACUCCAACGUCUUCUUUGCUAUUUUACUGAUAAUCUGUGGCAACAUUUGUUGUGACACUUUUUUAGCCCUUUUUACAAGCAUGAGGUGAUUUUGUGUUGGGAUGGCUGCUUUUUAUACUGUAAUAGGCCUAUGCAAUAUCUUUGUCACACAGUAUUAACUGUGGCGUGAGACAUAUUUUAGAUUUUUAAACAAAAAUAAAUGUUAUUUUGGCAGUAUAAAGUGCAAUACGUUUGUGUGAGUGAUCACCUGUAUUCUGUCUAUUCUAAAUGUGCUGAUAUUGUAAAUUAAAUUAAAUAAUAAGAAGAAUGAAAUAUUAAUAACAAAAAUGUGGAAUCUAUGUUUUUGACGUUUAAUGAAAAUCGUCAAUAAAAGGCGGUGCAUUAUGCUCUACAGUGA
This is a messenger RNA of Triplophysa rosa, 1653 nucleotides long. RefSeq lists its product as uncharacterized. The transcript has 10 exons. The record is from RefSeq and is a predicted model, not a curated record. Gene Ontology annotation, molecular function: actin filament binding. Gene Ontology annotation, cellular component: actin cytoskeleton; Arp2/3 protein complex. Gene Ontology annotation, biological process: Arp2/3 complex-mediated actin nucleation. NCBI's taxonomy places the organism in Eukaryota, Metazoa, Chordata, Actinopteri, Cypriniformes, Nemacheilidae. The coding region runs from base 151 to 1224 and encodes 357 amino acids.